Messenger RNA from Synchiropus splendidus (mandarinfish), 2959 nucleotides. RefSeq names its product glucose-6-phosphatase catalytic subunit 1a, tandem duplicate 1 (gene g6pc1a.1). Gene Ontology annotation, cellular component: membrane. The transcript has 5 exons. The record is from RefSeq and is a predicted model, not a curated record. Gene Ontology annotation, biological process: glucose 6-phosphate metabolic process; gluconeogenesis. Bases 1079 to 2125 code for a protein of 348 amino acids. Lineage: Eukaryota; Metazoa; Chordata; Actinopteri; Syngnathiformes; Callionymidae. Gene Ontology annotation, molecular function: glucose-6-phosphatase activity.
UGUAGUGACAGUAAAUGAAAACGGUCACACUUUAGAUUAUAUUGUUCCAUACCAAAAACAACAAUAACAUAUUCACUGACUGUCAACACUAAAUAAAGCAGUAUGUAUUUUCCCAUGCGUCAAGCUUUAUGCUGAGGUCAUCUCUCCACACACAUGCUCACUCGCUUGCUAGCCUGCUCUCUUUGAACCAGGUUUGGGAAACAACACCAAGGUUUUGCUCAAGUAAAUCGGUGUCUCCCUGCUUGAUCAGUAACAUGCUCGGGUCUCAAAGAUUAGUCCCUGCAAGUCUGUGUUUGUUCUGAGAAACUGACUUUAACUUCUCACCUCCACUUCUGUGAUAUGUUUAUUUUUAGUUUCUUGUCUAUUCAUUUAACUGUGAGAAAAUUCCAUUUUUAAGGACUGCAAUAAAAACACGAUCAAGUUAAGUAGUCUGUAUUGUAAAACAACCAAAAAUAUUCAAAGCAUACAAUGUAUUUUGAAAGCAUAUCAAUGUGUUGGAUUCUUAAGCAUUUACAUAAACAAUAAACAACAUGAUUUGCAGUUACAUUUGUCAUUGUUUUUAAAUCAUUUAUUUAUUGGAUUUUUUUGUCAGUUUAUUAAAAUAUUUAAACAACUUAUUCAAUUGUAUAUGUUGUUAGUUACAUCCAUUUUCUAUAGUAUUUGUUUAUCUUUAAUAAAAUAUUCACUAGAGCACAAGGUAUCGUGAUUUGCAUAAAUCAUUGUAUUUUCAUCACUGCACUUCCGUCUGCAGUGUCACGGGCUUCAAAUUAUGUGUUUUGGCUUUUACGUCUCACGAUCUCUGACCAUGUUUGAAGUCAUUAACAAGAUUUCUUGCUUUAUUACGUUUUUCUCUAAGCUGCAAUGGGGUUUCGUGACCCACUGAAGUUUCUGAAAGCUGUGAUGAUGGAUGUGAGUCUAAAGGCAGCCUCCGUGGUGAAAGAGUAAGAACCUGGUCUGCACUGACCCAAAACAAACAAGUUGAGUUGCCAUGAGUAAAGUCCGAAUGAGCUGAAACUGGGAUAAAGAGAGGGAACGAGACAGAGGAAUUCAUUAGAGGACAAGUCUCCGCUGUGACAUCAUGGAUCUUCUCCACAGCUGGGGCAUCGAACUGCUGGUCCAUCUGCAGAGCAGGUACAGCAGAUACCAGGCUUUCUUCAGUCUGGCUUCCAACGUUGCCGAUCUGCACACCACGUUCUUCUGGUACUUUCCAAUAUGGUUCCAUUUGAGACAGAAGACCAGCCUGCGCCUCAUCUGGGUGGCCAUCAUCGGGGACUGGCUCAAUCUGGUCCUCAAAUGGGUUCUCUUCGGGGAGAGGCCGUACUGGUGGGUCCAUGAAACACGGUUUUAUGGAGCGCAGCGGCCUCCGGCUGUGCAGCAGUUCCCCAUCACAUGUGAAACUGGACCAGGGAGUCCCUCUGGUCAUGCCAUGGGGGCCGCAGGGGUCUGGUACGUGAUGAUCACUGCCGUGCUCGCAGUGGCAGCAGAGAGAAAGUGCCCUCCUCUACUGUACAGAUUCCUCUGGAUGCUUCUGUGCGGGCUGAUGUGUUGCGUGGGGCUGGUGGUGUGCAUCGCCAGGGUCUACGUGGCGGCGCACUUCCCACAUCAGGUUGUGGCUGGAAUCAUGACAGGUCUGGCAGUCGCACAUGUUGUUUGCAGGUUGAAGUGGAUCGACAGCGCCACCAUCAGAACAUACCUUUCCACCAUUGCUGUCUUGACCUCCUUCACAGUGGGCUUCUACUUCUUGCUGGAGGCAGUGGGGGUGGACCUUCUGUGGACCAUCCCUAAAGCUCAGAAGUGGUGUGUGAAGCCUGAGUGGGUCAACUUCGAUACCACACCCUUCGCCAGCUUCACACGCAACAUGGGAGUCUUGUUCGGACUCGGGCUUGGACUGCAAUUCUCCGGCAGCGUGAAGAACCCGAACUCUACUUUUAAGAUGGGAUGUGUCAUCAGUUCGUUGGUGCUUCUGCAGCUGCUGGACAAGUGGACGUUCUCUUCUGAAAACCUAACGUUGUACUAUGCUCUGUCUUUCGGUAAAAGCACCCUCACUCUGAUGAUUCCAACCACGCUGGUGCCGUCAGCGCUCCAGCUGGUUAUCGGUGGGCGGAGGGACCACAAGAAAUUGUGAUUUUGAAUCACUUUCUUUCUGUAAAUCUAGUUCUAAGUGAAUCAAAUUCAGAGCAGUGCAGAGAGCGAGAACAAGCUUUUACCAUGUCACUGUCAGUGCUCCAUUAGAAUGCAUGUGAAAAAAGCUCUUGAGCUUCAGUCUCGGAGGAGAAAUGCCCAACUGUUGCAUGACAGCAGGAUGUUCUACUGCUGCCAGUGAGCAUGGAAGCCUGUUCUUCUAACCAAAAGAUGAAGAGCGUCAUAAGACGUAUAGGUGAAGCAAGUUGAAAGAAUGAGGGACGAGUGGCGUUUCGCUACUUUGCAGGAUUUUUGAACGUAAACAAACGGCAAGUGAUGAUAUCAGCACUGUGGAAGCAGCGCAGAGAAGCCAUCAAAAGGUCGGUGAGGAGGCAUCAAUACUGGCCGGGAAAAGUAAGCCCCACUGUUUACCCAAACACAUUAGGUUUUCUACUGCUGACCCUUCUUAAGAGAGGUUUAGAUAGUCAUCCGAGUCAUUGCUUCCACAACAACUUGGUUCUCAUAAAAAUAAGCCCAAGAUCGACAUGAACCUGCUCAUCUUCCUCAGAAACCAAAUCCCUCAUUGCUGCUAUUUCCACAUCUUCAGUGCACACAGUGACGUCACAGUGUAGACACCGAAUGAAAACCCUGUAUUUCGUCUUCUAUCUGCUGGUUAAUGUUGAUGUCAGAUGCACUUUUUAAAUCCAUGGUAAUCAUUUAUCACCAUACAAACACAGACAUAAGCUGGAGAUUUAUGAAACCUCAAAAUUCCAAAUGCAAUUCCCACCUGUCUAAAAAACAACAAUUCAAGAAAUAUAUUGUUUGGACACAAUUUCAA